GUUCAGUAUAAUGACAACGACAUAUUUUUGACGUCAAACAAGACCGCGGUGUUGUUUUUAUGGCAUCGAACAAAAAAACUUUUGACAUUGUUGUCGUAUUUUGUGUUUUUGUCCAUUUUUAAUAGUUUCAGUCUCUUUUGCAUUGGAAUUAUAUCACAUUUUGCACCUGUUCCUUACAAAACCAUUUAAUGAUAACAGUGAAAUGGAUAUAAAAAGUGAGUUGGAUUUAAGCGGUAAAUUAAUAAUUAAAGUACAACUCGGCGAUGAUAUUAGACGAAUUCCAAUACACAACGAAUCUCUUACUUAUGAUGAACUGGUUUUAAUGAUGCAGAGGGUUUUUAGGGGUAAAUUAUCAGCCAAUGAUGACAUCACAAUCAAAUACAAAGAUGAAGAUGGUGACUUGAUAACGAUAUUUGAAAGCAAUGACUUGUCUUUUGCUAUUCAGAGUAGCCGGAUACUGAAAUUACAAAUAUUAUUGAAUUCUGAAUUGAAGACUGAUGCGACAAGUGCAUUAUCUUCAACUGAAGUAAUCAAUUUGAAAAAGCAGCUUAGAAAUAUAAGGGAUCAAGUAAAUGAUAUAUUAGAUUCUAUUGACGUUAAUGAAAAUAAAGUUGCUAGUGGGGCUCAUCAAGAAUCUGGCGAAACAUCAAACAUAGAUUCCAACCAAUCAGCCUCCUCUCUCAAUAAGGUGAACUCGGGCGAGUUUGAUCCGCUGCAGGACAAGAAUCAAAAAAAUGGUACCGAAGAUCACAAGGAGUCCUCCAAGCCUUCGACUCCGCAAAUCAACAAUGAGGGAGCCAGUAGUAGACCUCAGUCCGUUUCCAUGGCCACCACACCUGGUCAGCAAUCAGUGGUCACUUCCGCAGCUGCCAAUCCCCACAUGACUGAUUACUUUGGCAGAUCAUCUAAUGCUGCUAAUUUUCCUGGGAUGCAGUAUGGCUCGUUGCCUUAUCCGCAGCAAUACACCUUCCAGACAACUGGAAGGUACGUUCCUCAAGUUAUGGACAGCUCCCAGGUUCCCAGUUCCAAUGCUUAUUCGAACCCCUCUCAAGCCAGCCUGGCUUACCCUCAGCAGCAACAGUACGGCCACCCUCCCGGUAGCGUGGUCUAUCCUACAUCUGCUCAAGGCAAUCCCUAUUCGAAGGGAUUCACCCAGCCUUCUCCACAACACGGCUUCAUGCCUCCGCGUCAAUAAAUUUUCAAGAUAUCUAACGUAAAUUUAUUUAAGGUUUUAAACUCUUUUAGUGGUCGUUUGAGGAAUUUGUACGUUAUCGAUGAUAUUAAUGUUAUUUUAACUGUUCAACUGUAUGAUUGCCUUUAACUGUCUAUUCUCAUGAUGCUCUACAUCCUAGGCAAUAAAUAAUUGACAUUUUU
Molecule: messenger RNA, 1374 nt
Organism: Leptinotarsa decemlineata (Colorado potato beetle)
Lineage: Eukaryota; Metazoa; Arthropoda; Insecta; Coleoptera; Chrysomelidae
Product: protein TFG-like
Biological process (GO): COPII vesicle coat assembly; endoplasmic reticulum to Golgi vesicle-mediated transport
Cellular component (GO): endoplasmic reticulum exit site
Molecular function (GO): identical protein binding
Source: RefSeq, a predicted model, not a curated record